CGGGCCAUGAGGAUCCUGUGGCUGGCGCUGUGCGUGCUGCAGCGGCUGUGGCCCGCGGCCCUGGCCGGUUGCGCCGAGGCGGGGCGCUGCUGCCCCGGCCGGGACCCCGCCUGUUUCGCCCGCGGCUGGAGGCUGGACCGGGUCUAUGGGACGUGCUUCUGCGACCAAGCCUGCCGCCUCACCGGAGACUGCUGCUUCGACUACUCCAGGGCGUGCCCAGCUCGCCCGUGCGUCGUGGGGGAGUGGAGCCCGUGGAGCGGCUGCGCGGACCAGUGCAAGCCGGCGGCCCGCGUGCGGAGGCGCCUGGUGCAGCAGGAGCCCCUGAACGGCGGGGCGCCCUGCCCCGCCCUGGAGGAGAGAGCCGGCUGCCUGGAGUACUGGUCGCGGCAGGGCCGGGACUGCGGGCAGGCCUUCGUCCCUGCCUUCAUAACUACCUCUGCAUUCAACAAGGAGCGAACAAGACAAGCUGCCUCCCCGAACUGGUCUACAGACACAGAGGAUGCUGGAUACUGCAUGGAGUUCAGGACCGAGUGGUUGACUCCUCACUGCGCCAUGGAGCACCGCCCGCUGACGCGAUGGAUGCAGUACCUGCGCGAGGGGUACACCGUGUGUGUGGACUGUCAACCUCCAGCCAUGAACUCUGUGAGCCACCGUUGUUCCGGAGACGGCCUGGACUCGGACGGAAAUCAGACUCUCCACUGGCAAGCAAUUGGUAAUCCUCGAUGUCAAGGAACUUGGAAAAAAGUUCGGCGAGUGGACCAGUGUUCUUGUCCAGCUGUGCACAGUUUUAUAUUUAUAUAGAUUGUGAAGUAAAUAUUUCAAAACCUGUUUGUAAACAUGAUAACUAUGAUCAA
Molossus molossus (Pallas's mastiff bat) is the source of this 854-nucleotide messenger RNA. It is a transcript of the gene SBSPON, whose product is annotated as somatomedin B and thrombospondin type 1 domain containing. The transcript has 5 exons. Bases 7 to 801 code for a protein of 264 amino acids. The record is from RefSeq and is a predicted model, not a curated record. Lineage: Eukaryota; Metazoa; Chordata; Mammalia; Chiroptera; Molossidae.